AUGUCUUUUCAUAUCCAACUAACCGAAGGUAUCGUGGGCGGAUUCAAACCACCAACAGUAAGGCGUGUAAUUGAAAUAAACGGUGACCCCAGCGGUGGGUUUGUUCAACAGUCGAUCUUGGACGGUCGCGACGAUUAUCGAGUACAAAGCGGUGAAAUCAGCAGUCAAGAGCUUAAUGCACUCGUAACAGACUUGCGUACCACUCUUAAGGAAUUACCAACCGAAUUCCCAAUAGGCGGUCAAGAUAUUUACGGAUUUGACACGUCGAUACAUAUCCAGACUGAAGAUGGGUUUGAAUGGCGUAACGGUGGACCCGAGGGCUGUACAGAGCACGAAUCCAAAAUAAAACCAACCGAGGCGCAAAAAGCCAUCUUUCAAGAAUUGAUUUCGAAGAUUUCAGGCGUUGGUCAACGCUUCGCUCUUAAAUCGGUGUCUUAG
Molecule: messenger RNA, 438 nt
Organism: Ambispora leptoticha
Lineage: Eukaryota; Fungi; Glomeromycota; Glomeromycetes; Archaeosporales; Ambisporaceae
Source: the annotation of a GenBank genome assembly